Penicillium concentricum is the source of this 792-nucleotide messenger RNA. RefSeq names its product 2-deoxyribose-5-phosphate aldolase. Gene Ontology annotation, cellular component: cytoplasm. The transcript has a single exon. Lineage: Eukaryota; Fungi; Ascomycota; Eurotiomycetes; Eurotiales; Aspergillaceae. Gene Ontology annotation, biological process: carbohydrate catabolic process; deoxyribonucleotide catabolic process. Bases 1 to 792 code for a protein of 263 amino acids. Gene Ontology annotation, molecular function: deoxyribose-phosphate aldolase activity. The record is from RefSeq and is a predicted model, not a curated record.
AUGGCCCAAGUCAACACACUGGCUGUAAGCCUUCCCCAACUGGCCAAAAUGAUCGACCACUCCCUCCUCCACCCAACAAUGACAGACGAAGACAUCAUCGCCGGUCUCAAAAUUUCCAAGGAAUACAACGUCGCCACAGCUUGUGUAAAGCCCUACCACAUUCCACUAGCCAAGCAACAACUCCAAGGCACAGACGUCGACAUCUGCGCUGUCAUCGGCUUCCCGCACGGAAACAGCACCACAGAAAUCAAAAUACAGGAAGCCAUUGCCGCAGUCCAAGCCGGCAGUCAUGAGAUCGACAUGGUCGUCAACAUCGGCAAAGUCCUAGGUGGUGACUGGGGAUAUGUCUCGCAGGAAAUCGAACAGAUCAACACUGCAGUCGUGCAACAGGGUGCUAUUCUCAAGGUCAUUUUCGAAAACGAUUACCUCCAGCCUGAACAUAUUGUGCAUCUCUGUAAGAUCUGUAACCAGUUGCGUGUUGCUUUUGUCAAGACUUCGACUGGGUACGGCUUCGUCAAGCAAGCUGAUGGGUCUUACAACUACAAGGGGGCGACUGUGAACCAUCUCAAGCUGAUGCGCCAGUAUUCUGGCCCUGGUGUUCAAAUUAAAGCUGCUGGAGGUGUGAGGACUCUUGAUGAUUUGCUUCAUGUUAUGAGUCUUGGCGUGACUCGGAUUGGGGCUACUGCCACUGUUGCUAUCAUCGAGGAGGCGAAGAAACGGGGGAUCGGUAUGGAUGAAGUACAAGUCAGAUUCAAGCCUAUGAAGGAGGAUGGUGAGACUGGAGGAUAUUGA